UUGCUUGCACUAAUGUUCGUGGCGUGUGCGCAUGGCAGGCUAUUUGCAUUCCUGAGACCUGCCCACAAGGCAGACUCGCAGGCCGCCGCUGCUGUAGUGCAUUCUCAGCCGAGAAUAGGAUAUGAACAUCAUCACAUAUCGGACGACCAGCAUAUUGAUUAUUAUGCAUAUCCUAAGUAUGUAUUCAAGUACGGAGUGAACGACUUCCACACUGGCGACAUUAAAACCCACCACGAGAGCCGAGACGGUGAUGUCGUAAAAGGUCAGUAUUCCUUAGUCGAACCAGAUGGUUCAGUUAGAACUGUGGACUAUACUGCGGAUCCUGUACAUGGUUUCAAUGCAGUUGUAUCUAAGACUGGACCCAGCGUACAUGCUCCACCACCACCACCACGUGUUCUCCCACAGAUCAAGCCUGUGGUACAAUAUGUAACUAAACCCAUACCUGUACCUGUGGAGUUGCCGCAAAAUAUUUUUAUGCCACGAAUAUAUCCAUCGGGAUCACCUUUCUUGUUCCCCAAGGCCGUACCACAAUUUCCGGACUACGAUGGAUUUGAUGUCGACAGCCCUUUUUCCAUACCACCUGGAAGUUUUUAUUAAUUUAUUUUUAUGAUAUGCAAAUAAUUUAUUAAUUUAGUUCUAGAUGUAAUGUACUAUUGGACUCAAUUAUUUAAUGCAUAUUGUAUAAUAAUUAUAUAAUUUUUAGUGCCAAGUUUAUAUUACAUUUAAUUACAUACAUACAUUGUUAUGUAUCUCAAUUAUUGAUGUUAUUUUCAGACAGUACUGUUAUUGAAUAAUACUCGAAUACUCAAAGUACUUAAUUAAUAAAACUAUUUAGGAGUAUAUAGGAAAUGACAAUAUUUUUUUUAUGCAAAUAUUCAUUUCUAUAAGGUCUUCCUGCAUUUUUGUGUCUAUUUAUGCACUUUAAGUGCAUGCAUUUGUUUUUUAUUAAUAUUAUGUGGUCAGUAUUACACAAAAGAGGUUUUGAGAAUAUACUCGUAUAUAAAUUAUUAGAAGGUGAAUUAUAAAUCAA
Achroia grisella is the source of this 1030-nucleotide messenger RNA. Its product is annotated as cuticle protein 8-like. NCBI's taxonomy places the organism in Eukaryota, Metazoa, Arthropoda, Insecta, Lepidoptera, Pyralidae. Gene Ontology annotation, cellular component: extracellular matrix. The transcript is spliced from 4 exons. The coding region runs from base 13 to 597 and encodes 194 amino acids. The record is from RefSeq and is a predicted model, not a curated record.